AUGCAAGGUCAAAAGCUCCGCCUCCUGUCACUUCUCACGUUGGCACGAACGCAUAAUCCUCUCACGUAUUCUGCCGUCAUGACGUCACUCUCGCUCUCCUCCCACACUGAACUCGAGAGUCUAGUCACAAAUGCGAUAUACUCCUCAUUGAUAUCGGCUCGCUUUUCUCCAGCAACUUCUCCCCCAACUAUCAAAAUCAUCUCCAUCGCGCCUCUCCGUGAUAUUCGCCCGAAUACUCUAAACUCCAUGGUCACCAUUCUAUCAGAAUGGCAAUAUCGAUGUCAGGGAGUGAUGAGUGCGAUCGAGGAUGAAAUCGCCAAGAUUAAAUCGGAUGCACAAAGGAGAUAUAUCCAAGAACAAGCUCGAGCCACGCGUCUAGAGAGAAAUCUUAAUGGAUGGGACGAUCAUGACGACGGGAGCGGUGAAGGUGGAGACAGCAUAGGUGGGGCCGGCUCGAAAAGGUCUUUACAUUUUUCUAGGGAUAGGACAGGCCACGGAGAGCGCAAAUUUGGUUACAAACGCGAAUUUAGUGCUGCCAACGAUUUUGGGUCGUCCUACGGUUAUCCUGGGAUAAACUCCGAGAUGAAUUUUCAUGACUCGCUCAACAGUGAGUAUGGAGGGAGGCUAAUGAGAAAUACGAAACGAAUUCUUGGGGUUAAUGAUAGAUUGUCAUAA
Messenger RNA from Ophidiomyces ophidiicola, 675 nucleotides. RefSeq lists its product as uncharacterized. Gene Ontology annotation, cellular component: COP9 signalosome. The transcript is spliced from 2 exons. Lineage: Eukaryota; Fungi; Ascomycota; Eurotiomycetes; Onygenales; Onygenaceae. The coding region runs from base 1 to 675 and encodes 224 amino acids. The record is from RefSeq and is a predicted model, not a curated record.